UGUUUUGAAGCAGGGUGAGAUAUAUGUGUGUAGUUUAUACCUUUGGAAUCGAAUGGAACAGUGCAGCUUGUUUGGACGUUUGAUUUACCUCUCUCUCCCACCUUUUCCGAGGGGACAAACCUCCCCAAAAUACAUUUUGCUGAUUUAGUGUAAUUUAGUUAAAUGUGAAGUAUCACCCACUAGUCGUCUGAGUUAGCAACUGACGGUACAGUGCCAUAGUAAGAGUAUCAACGGUGCUGCUGCCAACAUCGAAUAAUUGCCUAAGCAGAAGGUACUUGAGCUAAGUACAACUGAUAUACUUCUUAGAAGUCACGUAAUGGCGGAAACAUCUUGGAAUGCAAAGUCAAAAAGGGCUCCGAUGAAAUCAGUGACAGAAGACCCUUCGCAACUACAGUUUACCCCCCAAAGGAGUAAAUUUGGUGCCACCCAAGCUGGGCAGACAAGAUUGCCGGCUGGGGCAAUUUCGGAGGAGGAUACUCCGUCACCUCUGGAAAUUGGCGAGAUUCGCUCACGAGCUGCUCAACUUAAAGAGAGAAUCUGGCGCUUGCGAUUGCCAAGUCGGCAUUCAACAGGCCAAGAGACUGCCCAAUGGGAAGAGCAGAAAGAUCUCAUUGUACACAAACAAGAACUUGAUGAAAAACGUCUGCUUCUUAUCUCAGAACAGAAAAAUAAGAUCGAUGGGACUGUGCUUGAUGUGAAAAUGCGAGCUCUUUGGUCAGAAAAUAGGCUGGUGGCACUGAAACGAGAACUCCUUCGCGAGGAAAACCUGCUAAGUAUAUCUGAAGAAAAGGGACCGAUUUCACCCAAGGACAGGUCAAAGUCUGACGACAUUCGCUCUGAGAUUGCUAAUGCUUUGACAAACCUGAUAAAAAUACAGGACGACUUACUUUAUUACCAACCUGUUUUCUGGAAAUAUCGCUUCCAGCAUCACUCCCAGUCAUACCUAUUUCAUGAAGUCUUGGUGUAUGCUGAAUCUAUCCUGUUUAUCUUGGAGAGUCAGGUAGGUCUACAAAAAGGAAAAGAAGCAAAUAAGUCUACUGACGAACAAAGUCGUAUCAAUAGCUUACGGCGAGUAGCUGAUGCCCAGCAGGAGCUGCUGAAUAUGCAAAAGAUGACGUACCAGGAGAUGAUUGGUACCACACAAGAGAAAGAGACUCAUUCUCAAGGAGAGUCAGAGGAGGAAAAGACGGAACUGUUGCAGGGAAUGUCUGUUAUCAGACAAGAGAAAGGGACUCCAGGUCAAGCUGAGAGUGUGAAAGAAAUUAAACAAACCGAAGAUGCUUCUAAACAGCUUGAACUCAUAUUAGAACAGACGCAAGUUGCAGCUGAAAUUAAGCGAGAGGAUCAUCAUGUUACUGUAGAAGAAAUUCAUUCUCACUUUUCUGCAAUGUUCGAAACCACUUUGGAUGCAUUGCUUCUAUUAACAAGCAGUUCAACCCUCACCCUGGAGCAUUUAAUGGAAGGUUUCAGCGAUUUCUUUUGGGUCAUCGGUUGUAUUGAUGGCAUUUCCGACAACAGUCACGGUGGCUGGCAUGUAACGCAAUUGGGUCGUGCCUUAUCGCAUACGAAUCAACGAAUCGUUCGGGAAAUCAAGAAAACUGCUGUUGCAGGAGAACUUUCUCCAAUAUUCGACGUGAAAGAACUUCGUUUUCCAGAACAGAAAAUAAAGCAAAAGUUAAAUUGUGCCAGACUGCCCAAGGUCAAAUGGGGCCAGACUGCCCCCUCAACUUCUCGGAGUAUAGCGCAACCGACAGAGUCGCUUUCAUAUGCUCCAUUUUGUAUCCAGUCCGAUGGUGUGCCAUUGAGAAAAAGUACAGACCAUGAAAAGCUUUUGAGUCAGAUAGCCUCAGAGCUAGGCGAAGAAUGGGAGAGACUAGCUACAACUUUGGGAGUCAGCUCUUCAAAGAUAUUCCAACUGAAAGAAAAUAACCGUGGAAGUAUUGGGAACGCCAUGUUUCAAAUGUUGUUGUGGUGGCAUCAAGGGGGCGGUCAGCUUGCUGACCUGGUGUCUACUUUAGAUGACGUUGGCCGUAAUGACUUGGCUACUGAUUUACAAGACAUGAUCAACCGUAACCUAGCGUUGCAAAGCACUCGAUCCUCUCAUAGACCAAGGCACACCCAAAAUGCAUAUAAGCAAGGGUUUACCGAGGGAAAGGAGAGAAGGGGAGUGAGUCACAAGUUAGAGAGGGCUUCUUGUCAUGUAUGUUAAAGGUAUACCGUGGCAUCUAUGUAUUACACGUAUAAUAAUAAUUCCCUAAUUAUCCAGCCUCAUUAUUUGUAUGAAUCUGCCGCACCUGCAUUGCAAAUUUGCCAGUUUUAAACUAUUUUCAACUGAGGAUACCCUUUUAAUUCUCCCAUUUCAUCAAUAAACAGGUUCAGACGUUUACAAUUAAGAGGAGCUCUGGCAGGGUUUUAGUGAAACAUGUAGUUGCUAUUCAACACUGAGAACUUCUUGCAUAAUUUCUGCUUCAUUUUGAAAAAAAAAUUGUAUUUUGAAAGUCGCACGUUGUUUUUCAGUAUUUUCCUCUCUUCAACUCUGCUUUAUUUUGUAAACAAGCACCACUCCUCUUCCAUUAGCUUAGAAGCCUGCUCGACAUGUAAGGCCAAAAUGGUCAGCGUAGACUUGUGGGGAGGUUUUAAAAGGUUUUUAUUUUUUGGUAUAAUACAAUGUCCCAAAUCUGCCAAAUUUGUUUGAUUGAUUGUAAUCCUGCUGCUGCGUAAUUUUAAUGUGUCUUAGAUGGGGGUACGGGUGAGCAAUAUGUAUAGGGAGUCCCUCUAGGCUCCCAUAUUUAGGCACUCUUUUUCAGAUGACGUCAUAUUUGUAUUGUAAAAUUAAAUCUGGGAUCCAUGCAAACGAGGUGAUAUUAUGUCCUGUGUACAAGCGGAGAACAGUAAACAGUGAGGUGUCAGUCUAUUUCAGUUUUGGUGGCAGUGCCGUUCGUACGCAUGUAGCCACACUGGACAUCGCGCGUUAUUAUAAGUAUAUCUUAAAAAAAAGUGAGUGAAAAAGAAAAGAAAAGAAAAAAACAAGCCACGUCGCGGCACCACUUCUGGAGCCAAUUUCUGACCAGGAACAGGCGAUUUUUUCGGCCUAAUAGCUUACUUGAAUAACCACUGGUCUAUUUGGAAAAGAAAUUAUCUUACGAUGGACAUUUUACAUUGAGCGUAUGGGAACCGAUCCCUGUAUUAUCCUUUAACCUCUGAACAACGACAACUAAGGAUCUGAAUCACGGAAAUACCAUGCCACUCUAUAUAUCUACAUAUCGUUUGUACGCUCUUUUAUGUUGUUAUUAUUUCUGAUGUUUGCAGAUUCCUUUAGUUACCACUUUUUACCCCGAAAUGUAUAAAUUCAGGCUAACGUGAAAAUGUAAUAUGUAAGAGGUUGCAUUACGGGUUCGUUGCGUUACCAAGCAGAAGGGGUAAAAUUGUUCUAUGACGCCACAGCUGUAGCUCCUUUACUGGCAAAUACAGUCUUGCAAUUGAAUUAAAAACAAUAAAUUAAGCCCAUUCAUGGGAGUGGCAAACGCAUCCACAGGAAGUGGUUGUCAGUGACUUGUGGGACUCGUGUGAUCCCACAGUGGUUCGAACCUGACUUCAAUAUGUGACUGUAAUUUUCUUUCGCAUUUCGAUGUGGCAAUUCCUUUCAACUUGACUACAAGCACAUUAUGUAAUCCGGAUCGAGUCUCAAGUUAUAUGCAAUCAGUGCAUUAAAUGACAACCUAUAUCUGAUUUGCAGUGAGUAUUCCUCUAUGGUGUGAUAUUUCUAAUAUUCGGCUACAGUAGUAAAUGUAUCCAUGGAGGAGAAAAGUGUUCGUAUUCCUUCAUGACCCAGCAACGUCUGUUUUAAUGCAGUUCGUAUAUACCUCUGUAGCCUUUGAGAACAAUUUUACCCAACUUCAAAAUCUCGUGUGAUAUUACAAAGGUGUUUUGAUUUUCACGUGUAGGCCUAUGCGCAUUUGCUUAGUUAUGAGCGAAAGUUUGACUUCACCGAAAGCAGAAACCUCAAUGUUUUGCAGCUGUAUUUGCACUGAGGUUUGUCAGAAAUUAUAUUUUUUCCAUUGUAAAUUUGA
Messenger RNA from Acanthaster planci (crown-of-thorns starfish), 4070 nucleotides. RefSeq lists its product as uncharacterized. Gene Ontology annotation, molecular function: protein binding. Lineage: Eukaryota; Metazoa; Echinodermata; Asteroidea; Valvatida; Acanthasteridae. The record is from RefSeq and is a predicted model, not a curated record. Gene Ontology annotation, biological process: signal transduction.